Messenger RNA from Bombus pyrosoma, 1795 nucleotides. Its product is annotated as katanin p60 ATPase-containing subunit A-like 2. The transcript is spliced from 8 exons. The record is from RefSeq and is a predicted model, not a curated record. The coding region runs from base 196 to 1647 and encodes 483 amino acids. Lineage: Eukaryota; Metazoa; Arthropoda; Insecta; Hymenoptera; Apidae. Gene Ontology annotation, molecular function: protein binding; ATP binding; ATP hydrolysis activity.
UCAUUAUAUUUGCACACUGCUUAUGUGAGCCAAACAUCACCAUGACAACAAAUCGUUUGUCUCUUGUUUGAUGCUCAGUUUUCAACAGAAUUGAAGAGGCACUUUAUGAGAGAAACGAAGUGGACGGAUUGUUUUUAAAGUAAUAAACGGAAAUUCUAUCCAUCGAGAAACGAUAGAUGAUUUAAAACUACCACCAUGAACGGUGAUUUGUCGAUGCAAUCUAGUACGAAUAAGAUAUUUUAUAAUCUGCGGAAGGAGGAGGAGAGUCGCAUUUCGGAACGUCAUCGGUACAUAUUAUACCUUAUAUGUGAUUAUUUGGAACGCAAUGGGUAUAUAGACGUUAGCGAUGUAUUAUUCCGGGAAGCUCGUCUACCUCUGGAGUAUCGAAUCUGCGACAACAUCGAUUUGGAAAUUAUUGUUGCAGAGUAUGAAAAUUAUUACAAGAUGAAAUUUCAGAAAUAUCCCAUGUUGUGCAAGAAAAUAACUGGAAAGGAAAUAAAGACAAGGGAAAUAACAAAUGCAAGCAAAGUUAAGACAAAGGUCAAAUCUGUUAGCAAACAAACGAAAAGUGAGUCUGUGAAGGAGAAGAAUUUACAGCAGAAAAUAACUGAUAACAAUACGAACCAUAUUAAUCUCGCAAUGACAGUGACACCAAUUUUCCCCAAUGAAAGUGAUAGAGCUCCAUCAGAAGAGUUAUUUAACGUCCCAAUGGAACAAUCCAGGCAAUCGAAGAUAUCGAAUUGCAUUGAAAAGCUUUAUUCAGACAAUCCGGAAUUGCGGAAGAUUGCUGAAGACAUUUCAUGCGAGAUCAUAUUGAACAAACUGAAUGUACAUUGGGACGACGUAGUAGGCCUAGAGGAAUGUAAAACCGCUGUUAAGGAGGCCGUUGUGUAUCCCCUUAAGUAUCCUAUCUUUUUUGAUGGCCCGUUUUCUCCCUGGAAAGGUAUUCUGCUGUAUGGCCCACCUGGUACAGGGAAGACGAUGUUAGCGAAGGCAGUCGCGACAGAAUGCCAUUGCACCUUUUUUAACAUAACGGCCAGUUCAUUGGUGAGCAAAUGGAGAGGUGAUUCCGAGAAGUAUAUACGUGUUUUAUUUGAACUUGCCUAUAGUCAUUCGCCUACAAUUAUUUUUAUCGACGAGAUUGACUGGAUAGCCACAAAUAAAGGAGACUGUACAUUGUCUGAACCUGCAAAGAGAUUCAGAUCAGAACUUCUUUCUAGAUUGGAUGGAUUAGUAUCUAACGAAAAUUCUAAUGUAGUUCUUCUAGCUGCAACUAAUUCCCCUUGGGGCAUUGAUGCAGCUUUACUCAGACGUCUCGAAAAACAAAUAUACGUAUCAUUACCCAAUGAAGUUGCUCGACUUGGUAUAUUCAAAUUAUACCUUAGCAACCACUUAUUAGAAAAUACAGAUAUUGUAAACCACAUAAUAAAAUGUACUGAAAAAUAUUCUUGCGCAGAUAUAAAAUUGCUUUGUAAGCAAGCAUGGCUGCUAGAAAUAAGUCCAAUAUGGAGGAGACUUGAAAAAAAAGAAACAUCUGUUACCACUUUGAAAUAUGAAUUAAAGGAUUAUGAGAUAUUAGAAAAAUUGAUAAAAAAAAUGUCACCUACAGUUAUGCAAAUAGAUAAAUAUGAUACGUGGAAUAAAUAAAUACGUAAUCGAAAGAACACAUAUUGAAAAAUAUAUAUGUAUUAUCGCUCGAAAAAUUGUUCAUGUGUGUGUGCACGUAUAUUCGCGCACGCUCUGUAGGCUACGUUUAAAAUGUCCGGUUUACAUAUGUAUGUGGUAAAUGUAAUAU